Molecule: messenger RNA, 1809 nt
Organism: Austrofundulus limnaeus
Lineage: Eukaryota; Metazoa; Chordata; Actinopteri; Cyprinodontiformes; Rivulidae
Product: GRB2-associated-binding protein 1
Biological process (GO): signal transduction
Cellular component (GO): cytoplasm
Molecular function (GO): signaling adaptor activity
Source: RefSeq, a predicted model, not a curated record
GUCGACGCCGGUCUGUCCUUCACAAAGAAAGAACUGGAGACCAGCUUCGUUUUUGACCUGAGAACAGAGGAGAGGACCUGGUACCUGGUGGCCGAGUCCGAGGAGGACAUGAACCGCUGGGUGACGUCCAUCUGCCUGCUCUGUGGCUUCAACCCGACCGAUGAGGUUCCAGAAAGACUUGCAGGCUCCGCCUCUGCCCCCCCAGCCUGUGGCACUCCCACUGUCUCCACGGUGACAGGGCAAGUCCCGCCCCCGUACGACCCCGUGAGCGUGCGUCACCUGGAACAUGACAGCAGCACGGAGGAUGACUACCUGUGGCUGUCGAACUGCCAGAGUCACAUCAGCCCUCCUUUAGGUUCAUCAACUUCUCUGGAAACCGACUGCAACGACAACCUCUACCCUCCUCCCUCAGCCACCUCAUGUUCCUCGUCCUCCUCUUCCUCUCCUUCCCUCCCUCCUAACAGCCUCCCACCCGCGGCCUCGUCCAGCUUUAGGACCGCCCCUUGGACAGUCGCUGCCAUGACCAGCCCUCUCAGCCAAUCAUUGGACGCCACCAUGACCUCUGACUUCCUGAAACGAGCCAGGCCUCACUGCCAGCCUUCUGCUCAUCCCAGAAAGCACUCUCUGGAUUUCUACCUGCAUCCUCUGGCCGUACGGCUCGGGGCUGACGUGCACUCUGACGUGCACUCUGACGUGCACUCUGACGUGCACUCUGACGUGCACUCUGACGUGCACCCUGACCUGCACCAGUCCUCCGCCCCAAGUGGUUACCAAGUCCCCCGUCCAGCAUCCACCCCACAGCCGCCUCUGCCCCGCCGGCCGUCAUCUACCCCCAGCGUGGACUCCCUGAGCCAGGCAGAGCUCCACACCUCCAUCCCGACACUCCCCCCUCCUCCUCGGCCACCCAAGCCCCCAACUGCCACCCCACUAGGAGGGAGCUUCACUGUUGGCCUGGGGCCUGCUACUCUGCCCAGAACCAGCUCAGAGUCAGAGAGGAGGGAUGAAAUGAGAGGAGGACACCUGAUGAAAGGCUGGGAGGCUUUCCCCAUCCCUCGAUGUUGGUCUGACAGAGCCAACAUGUUCGAGUUCAGCGAGAGUUUCAACAGUUACUUUCUUAAUAAAGGCAUGGUGCCUCUGGGCAGUGUUUAUUCUGAAGAUGACGUGGAUGAAAACUAUGUUCCGAUGAGCGCUGCUGCUACUGAGCCCCCGGUUGCACCGCGGGUCCAUCCUGGUGCUCAUUCAGACCCCUCAGACCAGCAUCAGGACAACUACAUCCCCAUGACCCCGCUGACUUCCUCCCUCCCCGCCCACCCCAGUCCUGCCACAGGUGACCUGGUAUUUCUGGGGAGGCAGGUGCCUCCACCGGCCCAUAUGGGUUUCCGUAACUCCACAAAGACUCCAAUCAUUCCCUCCACCCCGCCCCUCCAAAGGAAUGCUGCGAGCGUCAGUGGAGGUGAAGCCGACGUGGCCCCCCCUCCGAUCCACCGCAACCUGAAACCACAGCGGAGAGGAGUUUGCACCAAUCAGUCUGUAGAAAGAAGUGACAGGCAGACUGCUGGAGAGCCAAGACAAAAAACAAAAGUGAAACCAGCUCCUCUGGACAUCACUCUGGUUCCUCAGGACUGGCAGGAAGUCCCGCCCCCUGUGCGCUCACCUGUCACACGCACUUUCACUCGAGGUCCUUUCAGUCGUCGGUCAGUCAGACCAAUCUCUGCUCAAAGCUCCUCCCCCUCCUCUGACUCUGAUGACACUGAUGACAACUACGUCCCCAUGACAACGUCAAGCCUCAGUUUUAGCGCAGAGGAGCCG